AUGAUAUCCCGGCUCACAGCCUUCUUCUCCUCCCACGAAUUCGUCCAAUGUCAUCCUCCAAUCAUCACCUCCUCUGACGCUGAAGGUGCCGGCGAGGUUUUCACAGUCUCCUCUAAUGCUGCCGCGACCAAUGAAAACAAGGCUGCACACUUCUUCAGAGACCCAAAAUACUUGACAGUGUCUAGCCAGCUUCAUUUGGAGGCCCUGGCGGCAGCGCUGCCGAGAGUGUGGACAUUGUCGCCGACGUUCAGGGCGGAGAAGUCGGAUACAGCUAGGCAUCUGAGCGAGUUCUACAUGCUGGAGGUUGAAACCUCAUUCAUAGACUCUUUGGAGCCACUUCUGAACACAGUCGAAGAUAUGACGAAGGAUCUCGUUAGAGGGAUCUCAAACUCGCGUGUGGGCGCCGAAACCCUCUCUACGGCCGGUGAAAAGGCCGCUGAAAUUGAGGAGCGCUGGAAGGGUCUACUCGAGAAUGAAUGGUCACGUAUCACCUACACUGAAGCAGUUGACGAACUCCAAGCCGCUGUAAACCGCGGUGAAGUCAAGUUUGUAUUUUCUCCGACAUGGGGUGCGGGGCUACAAGCCGAGCAUGAAAGGUUUUUGGCUCAGACACUUGGGGGCGGCGGGAAGGGCGGCCCGGUAUUUGUCACAGACUAUCCCCGCGAGCUAAAACCUUUCUAUAUGCUGCCUUCUCCCGGGGAGACACAAGAGGGGAGAGAGACAGUAGCCUGCUUUGAUCUCCUGCUUCCUGUUGUAGGAGAGCUCGUCGGGGGCUCUCUGAGAGAACACCGAUAUGAGGAACUUGUAGGCGCCAUGAAGAAGCUGGACCUUAUUCCUGACAACGAGGAUGAAUUGGGGAAUCUCAGGUGGUAUGCAGAACUACGGAAAUGGGGCUCUACUGAGCAUGGUGGCUUUGGGAUGGGAUUUGAUAGACUGCUGUGUUAUUUGGCUGGGGUUGACAAUAUCAGAGAAACGGUUACCUUUCCCAGAUGGGUUGGGAGAUGCGAUUGCUAG
Molecule: messenger RNA, 1014 nt
Organism: Morchella sextelata
Lineage: Eukaryota; Fungi; Ascomycota; Pezizomycetes; Pezizales; Morchellaceae
Exons: 1
Coding region: 1-1014 (337 amino acids)
Biological process (GO): asparaginyl-tRNA aminoacylation
Cellular component (GO): mitochondrion
Molecular function (GO): ATP binding; asparagine-tRNA ligase activity
Source: RefSeq, a predicted model, not a curated record